AUGUGGAGGAAGAGGCAUGAGAACCAAGAUCCUGAGUGGAUGUUCAUUUCUUUCCAGCAGUUAGGAUUCACAGAAUUUGAAAUUCAGGUCUAUCGAGUUGGUGUCAAUCCUAAUGGGAACUUUGUGGCAGUUAAGAGAAUAUGGAACAAGAGGAAUUUAGACCACGGGCUUGAGAAACAGUUCCUUGCAGAAGUUGAAGUAUUGGGUAGCAUUCGACAUUCUAAUAUUGUGAAGUUGUUAUGUUGCAUUUCUAGAGGAAACUCAAAGGUUUUGGUGUACGAGUACAUGGAAAAUCAAAGCUUAGACAAGUGGUUGCAUCACAAGAGAAGAAGUGAAAAAGAUAUUACUGCCUCAGCACAUUGUGUAUUGGAAUGGCAUACUAGACUGCAAAUUGCAAUUGGUGCUGCCCGAGGUCUAUGUUACAUGCAUCACGAGUGCUCUACGCCAAUCAUUCAUCGUGACAUUAAGUGCAGUAAUAUCCUUUUAGACCAUGAACUGAAUGCCAAAAUUGCAGAUUUUGGACUAGCUAAGAUUUUGGCCAAGUGGGGAGAGACAGAGACUGCUUCUGCUAUCGCUGGCACGUUUGGCUACCUAGCUCCAGAGUAUGCAUACACGUCGAAAGUGAAUGCCAAGAUUGAUGUCUACAGUUUUGGUGUGGUGUUAUUGGAGCUGGUUACCGGGAGAGAACCAAUUAACGGAGACGAGCAUAUAAACCUUGCACAAAGGGCAUGGAACCACCAUGAAGAAGGCAAUCCAGUGGUUGAUGCUAUUGAUGAAGAAAUCAAGGAAGCAUGUUUCUUGAACGAAAUGAGUUCCAUGUUCAAGUUGGGGAUUAUUUGCACCAGUACUGUACCUUCUGCUAGACCUUCCAUGAAGGAAGUUCUGCAAAUUCUAUUACUUAGCCUUAAUACUUCUUCCUAG
Messenger RNA from Solanum tuberosum (potato), 921 nucleotides. Its product is annotated as leucine-rich repeat receptor-like serine/threonine-protein kinase BAM3. The record is from RefSeq and is a predicted model, not a curated record. Gene Ontology annotation, biological process: protein phosphorylation. The transcript has 3 exons. The coding region runs from base 1 to 921 and encodes 306 amino acids. Lineage: Eukaryota; Viridiplantae; Streptophyta; Magnoliopsida; Solanales; Solanaceae. Gene Ontology annotation, molecular function: protein kinase activity; ATP binding.